AUGACACCUACAAGUCUUGAGUCUUUGAAGUCUCUAGAGCUCGUAGUCCCGAAUGCAAUUCCUUUUUCUUUGCCCAUAUCUCCAACAUGCUAUGCCGAUGUGCAGGACUCAGAGGCCGAAGGAGGUGCAGACAAGAAAGACAAAGGGCCUGGCAAGGGUGGCAAGAAGUUGACCGUGAGCAAAGAUGGAAACACUGUUUGGGGGCACAGCGCGACUUCGGAGAUCGGGGAUUGGGUCGACGAGACCAAGGUCACAGCAGCCGAGCGUGCCUGGAAUGGCACUUGCUGUGCUUUGCGCACAGCGGCUCAGGAAGUUGUGCAAAGUUGCCAGGCCGGCCUGAACGAGUUCAGAGCGCUUCCAGAGAGGCAAAGCUAUGCGGCCGAGAUGGGAUUGGUUCUUCGGCGCAGUCAAUGGGUGGAGGCCUUCCUUGGGCAGGAAAAGAAUGGCCAGACUUUGGCAUUGCUGAUACAGGAGCAGAAGGAGGGUGCCCAAACUGCGCCCGAGGCGGAGGCUACUCCUGCAGCCGUGCCGGAUAGCAAGACGACUACUGCCGAUUUCGGCGCUGUGUCGCGUGCUGCGCCCUGUGCGUGUUGGCAGCGCCUGGAGACGCUGUCUGACCUGAUGGCGUUGGGGGCAGAGUUCAAGAAAUGCAAAAACAUGCAGGAUAUCAAAAAGAAGAAGGACGAGCUCAUGCAGAAGAAGGGCUACGCAAACGAUCUUGUGUCCGCAGCCAAGGGAGCUGUCAACGAUAUGAUAACAGCAAAGAAAAGAGCUGACCAAGCUCAGAAGCGGCAGGAGGAAAAGGCCAAAAAGGAAGCGGAGAAGCGCAAGCAGGAGGAGCCAAUGAAGAGACGCAAGAAGAAGGUGGGAAAGCAUGCAUUGAUCAACGCAGAGGAUGAAAGCUCCUUUCAAAAUUUUCCCAGGUUCAGUCCGCUUCGCUUUGAUGUGACACAGCCCUUCAUUUACAGGCCGACUCCUCGCACCAUGGACGGGCUCCAGAAGUCUUCAGCGAAAGAGUUUGGAGAUUUCCGCGAGGUCUUCAAGUCAAGCAACCUCCGUGUGACUGAGGGGAAAGCCACCCGCAUCGCUUGCAGUGAAGUGGCUGAUGCUUUUGUCAAGGAGGUGCAAAUGGCAUUGAGUUGCAUCUUUGCUGUUGGAUACAUCGCCGAGAAAGACCCAGCAGAGCCUGCGCCCGGGUCGGGGUCACAGGAUGCCGGUGCCGGUGGCGUGACGGCGAGCAUGGUUGAGAAAGUCAUGAAGCCGCAAUGGUUUGGAAUGGUGCCUGACCAUGUGAGCUUGGGCAGGUAUGAGGCAGGCUUGUUGCCCAUGAUCAAGUGGGUCGCCCAGGGAACUUUCCUUUGCAGCGUGGUGACAUGUGACGAGCUGAUCGCUAAGACGGAUAUGCGAACUGGAGACCUGCAGGCCAAGGUGACUUCGAAGACGGAUACCGUGGCCAAGGAGAGUUUCUUCAUGGGCACCCUCGGUCCAGGUGAUUUCUUGUACGUGCCCGCUGGAGCUUUGGCGAGUGUGCAGGCGAACCGAGGGUUUCAGUUUGAGGUUUGCAGGGUCUGA
Molecule: messenger RNA, 1572 nt
Organism: Symbiodinium sp. CCMP2592
Lineage: Eukaryota; Dinophyceae; Suessiales; Symbiodiniaceae
Source: the annotation of a GenBank genome assembly